AUGAAAUUUCCGAAAUUCAUCGUCGCGAGAUUCAGAUUCGGACAGUUCUUGAAGUGGAAAAUGGCGGAGCUUGGUUACAUAAGAAACGCCAAGAAAUGCAAAGAGAAAUUCGAAAACGUUUACAAAUACCACAAACGAACCAAAGAAGGCCGUACCGGAAAAUCCGAAGGCAAAACUUAUCGGUUCUUUGAUCAAUUAGAAGCUCUCGAGACUCAAUCCACUUCCUCGCUCCAUCAUCAGCAACAACAACAACAACCGCCUCAACCGCAACCGCUUCAAACGCAAUCGCCUCUUCGACCGCAUAACAACCACAACAGCUCAUUAUUCUCCACUCCUCCUCCGGUAACGACUAUUAUGCCGCCGAUCGCAAACAUCAGCCUUCCGUCGUCGUCAAUUCCUCCCUAUACUCAGCCUGUGAACAUACCUUCGUUUCCAAACAUCUCCGGCGAUUUUCUGUCGGAUAAUUCGAUGUCGUCUUCAUCUUCGUAUUCGACUUCCUCUGACGUUGACAUUGGAGGAACCACCACGACGAAGAAGAAGAGGAAGAGGAAAUGGAAAGAGUUCUUCGAGCGGUUGAUGAAACAGGUUGUUGAUAAGCAAGAGGAGCUUCAACGCAAGUUCUUGGAAGCUGUUGAGAAGCGAGAGCACGAGAGAAUGGCCAGAGAGGAGUCUUGGAGAGUGCAAGAGGUCGCUCGGAUCAACCGAGAACACGAGAUCUUGGCUCAAGAACGCUCAAUGUCCGCCGCAAAAGACGCCGCGGUUAUGGCGUUUCUUCAGAAGCUAUCAGAGAAACCAAACCCUCAAGGUCAAUCAGUCGCACCGCCGCAACCGCAACAGGCUCGGUCUCAAAUGCAGCAGCUUAAUAAUAACAAUAAUCAGCAGACGACACAGCAGCAAACGCCUCAAACGCCUCAACCGCCACCUCCGGUUCCUCAGCCGGUGAUACCAACCUUAGACGCUACGAAAACGGACAACGGCGAUCAGAACAUGACUCCGGCGUCGGCAGGAGCGGCGAGCUCGUCGCGGUGGCCGAAAGUGGAGAUAGAGGCAUUGAUAAAGCUGAGGACGAAUCUUGAUUCCAAGUAUCAGGAGAACGGACCAAAGGGACCGUUGUGGGAAGAGAUAUCGGCGGGUAUGAGAAGGUUAGGAUUCAACAGGAACUCAAAGAGGUGCAAGGAGAAGUGGGAGAACAUAAACAAAUACUUCAAGAAAGUCAAAGAGAGCAACAAGAAACGCCCCGAAGAUUCCAAGACUUGCCCUUACUUUCACCAGCUCGACGCUUUAUAUAAAGAGAGGAACAAAUUCCACACCAACAACAUCGCGUCUUCUUCCUCCACUUCCGGUUUAAUCAAACCGGAUAAUUCAGUUCCUUUGAUGGUUCAACCGGAGCAGCAAUGGCCUCCCGCGACGGCAACUACGACGAGUACUACUACCGUGGCGGCGGCGGCUCAAACCGAUCAACCUCAUCCUCAUCCUCCUCCUCCUCAGCCGUCGGAUCAGAACUUUGAUGAUGAGGAAGGCACAGACGACGAAGAAUACGACGACGAGGAAGAAGACGAAGAGAACGAAGAAGAGGAAGGAGGUGAGUUUGAGCUUGUGCCGAACAGUAACAACAAGACGACGAAUAAUCAGUGAGGAUGAUGAUUCGGGCUCGACUCGGGUUUGAUGUUGUGGUGAGAGAUUAGUAAGUUUUUUUUCUAAGUUUUGAAUACAGAAGAAGAGAAUUUAAAUAUUGGAGGGGGUUAUGUUUUUUUUUUUCUUCUUUUUCAUCUUUGAUUUUUAAGUUAUACUGAAGAAAAAUUAAUAUGUUGGAACAAAAUUAAAAUAAAUGUGAUUUAAUUAUUUUUUUGGAGGAUAUAUAAAUAAAUAAAUCUUAAUUAGAGAGGGGAGGGGGGACAAUGUGGGGGUUUUCAUAAGCAAAUAAUAAAAACUGUAACUUGUAAUGUUUUGUUUUUUUUUAAACCUUUAAAUGAAUGGUUCUUGUUGUUGGUGACGAUGUGUAUUUGUUUUGUUACAUAUUAUUGUUAUUGUUUUGUCUACAUUAUAAGAAAAUAUUUAAUUGUAAGGUGGGACUGGGAGACGAGAGUUACUCAUCCUUUUCAGUAACAGUUUCCUUGGUAGGAUAAAUUAAAAAAAUAAAAGAAAAUAAAAACGUUAUAUCAAAAAAAGAAGAAAGAUGCC
This is a messenger RNA of Thlaspi arvense, 2181 nucleotides long. The record is from the annotation of a GenBank genome assembly. Lineage: Eukaryota; Viridiplantae; Streptophyta; Magnoliopsida; Brassicales; Brassicaceae.